ACUAUGUUCGCUGUCAGUCUGUUCAUUUGAUCAACGUUUAUGAUGAGGUAAGAACAAAUCUACCUAUUUAAAGUUGGCAUUUUGAUUUACUUUUUAGUUAAGGAAAUCAUCCAAUGAUAAUUACACAUUUUAAAUAAAACCAUAAAACCACUAAGAUAAAGUUAAAAUUUCAAUUUUAGAAGCUCAUUAGCAAUAUGCUAAAAAAUUAAUUCUUUACUAGAGAGGAAUACUUAUUUUUGGUUUGUUACAGAUAGAUCCACUGAGCUUACAAUUUUUUAUUAGUACUUUCCUUUAAUUGACAACUUUGCAAAAGAAUAUUUUUUUUCUGUAUAUACUUCCAACAUAGUCAAAGGUGUGAAAGCUCCUAUUCAUUAAUGUUAAUUAAAAUCUAUUAUUGUGUGUUUGGGUCUAAAGUUAAAAAAAUAUAAAUAUUUCUAUUAAAAAUUUUUAAGAUUUUUCGAAACGAGUUUAUACUUUUGAACUAUCUUCAGAUCAUGAAGAUUGAGCUAGGGUAUAAAGAGACAACGCUGAUGGAAACUUUUAAAAAGCUCUACAGCCUUGCCCAAAGGGCCAGAAAUAACAUGUUUUCUGGAGACAUAGACAUAACAGCCAAGAAUCUGCAAAUGAUAGCUAGCAUUGCUAGAGAUUUCCCUCCCUUGUUGACUGAAAUGUUUAACGUAACGGUAAUUAUAAAAAUUGCUAAAAUUAUAUCUAUUUAUAUGUGAGUAAUUUUUCCAAAUGCUUAUGAAUCAAAUUUGUAAUUGAGUGAUUUGAGAUUUUAUAUUUUUAAGCAUUUUAAUUUCUUUUGAAAAGUGUUGACAUACAGCAAAUGAGCUGAAUUUUAAAAAAUCUAAAGUAAAUAUUUAAUGCAUAAUUUACUUCAUUAUCAUUUUUCUGUCACAAAAAUUUAUUUAAAAGACAUUUAAAAUAUAUAAAUGUAAAUUCAAAGCGAAUUGUUUCAGGACUUAGUAAAUUUCUGCAAUAUACUGCUAGAGGAGACAUUCAACAUGACAAGAGAUGAAAAAAAGGUUUGAUAAUAAGAUUUAUUUUAUUUAACAACUUGGCAUGAAAUAAGAUGUUGACUUAAUGUAUGUAAACCUGCCUAUUAGGGUUAUUACAACUGGCAGAGGAUCUUUUAUUCUGUUGCUAGGCUUUUGUAACAAAGACCCACUAACUGGAAAAGCUUACCAAAAUGAAUUAGCACAACUAGAAGCAUCACAGGAGGAUAUAAACAGAAUACAACAUAAAUGAACAGUGGGAUAGGAUUUAAAAAAUGCUAUGAAAAGAUCAGCAGAAAAAGUAGUAGGAUUUCAGCUAACAGAAGAGUAUGCUGGUUUGAUAAUGAAUGCAGAGAGACUGUCCAAGUAAGGAAAAAAGCACGAAUAAUCAUGAUACAAAGGGAAACCAGAAAGACAAGACAAUCAUGCAAGGAAGCCAGAAGGAAAGCCACAAAAUGUGUGGGAAUAAAAAGAGGGAAUGGGAAAAAAUGGAGGAAAAAAGCCCAUGACUGAUGAAUUGAAUUGGAGAGAUGUUGUUUCAUUAACUGCAUUAAUAUAUAUAUUCAUUUGUUUUAUAUAUAUAAAACUGCGUGGCCGAAUGGUCUCAAUUCCAGCCAAAGGCCGGUCAAGCAAAAACAUCACCCCGGGUGGAUGAGACUCGUUAACCUUGGUCGGCAACUCAUCUAAGAGAAGGAAACUCUGAAUUCAAACCUGGAGUUGGAGUCCCGUAAGGCGCAUACAAUGACAAUUCCUGCAUCCGUACAUAUACCUGGUUGUCUUGACGUUAGAGUCUAGCCACUGGAUAUGAUGGGCCCGGACGAGAGAGUGAGGUUGACGCCGCGCAACUCUUCCUCACUUUAAACAUAAGAAAAUAUAUAUAUGUCCAGUGUUUUUUUUGGUAAAAGUAAUAAUUUAAAAAAAUAAUUAAAUGAUGCCAGUACUCACUCCUUGUUGAUCAUUUAGGGGCCCUCCAUGAUUAUGUCACGCAUUGGGAAAAUCAAAAAGGCAUUGCUAAGGGUGGGCAGAGGCGGAACAGGGAGGGGCUACAUAAAUGGGCUCAGAUGGUACUUUAUUGAUGAAAAUAAUGGGUUUCAAAGUUGAGGAAUAAAAAAAAAAAAAAAUUUUGUGCACUGGGGAGGGGAUCACAAUUUUUUUGAGUGUGUCUAGAUUGUGUGAAAUUUGUGAUGGGGAGAGAAGGAAUAGUAAAAAAAAAACAACCUUUGCGGCAGGUCAAAAAUACCAUCCUUCAAUAUAAAGAAACAAGAACUUGGUGCCGUCUGGGGUGGACCGCUCCCUCCACACACCACCCCCCCCCCCUUUUCCUACAUUCCGAUAUAAAACAACCUUUGCGGCAGGUCAAAAAUACCAUCCUUCAAUAUAAAGAAACAAGAACUUGGUGCCGUCUGGGGUGGGCCCCUCCCUCCACACACCACCCCCCCCCCCCCUUUUCCUACAAGAAAGUUUAAUCACCAUGCACACAACCACAAUGGUCAGUUUUGUAACAAAACAAUGUGUGAACAAAACGUAAGGGUGCCACCAGCAGUAAGCACAUAUCAUGUGACCAGAAAACCAAUCACCAGACAAACAGUGCCAUGACAACCAAUGCAGAUGGAGACCCAUGAAUCAGACUAAACACACAAGCAGCCCACAAAAGAUGUUUCCUUAACCUGCUUUGCUCAACAGGGUGAUAUUAAGUCAAUAUGAACCCAACAUUAUUUCCCAAAGUUACUUGGAAAAUCCGUAGAAAAAAGGUGUUGGUACGUCAGAUGCUUUCUAUGACAAAAAAAAGCAGUGUUAAGGCCUGUGUGUACUUGUAUAUAUUUUAUAAUACAUUUUACAACCUCUUAAAGUAUAUUAUUAUUAUAAUGUGAGUAAAAAAUAAAGAAGUCAAAGAUUCAAUGCAAUGAUGGCUGAUAUUGUUUAUUCCCAGGAACUUCUUCUUGGCAUAAGACUGAUUCAGGUGUUUGAGAUUUUGAUAGAUCUGAAGAGAGUUAAGUUGGUUAACAUAUCAGAUGUUCAGAGUGAGAAGAUCAGUGAGUGAAAUAAAUUUGAAAAGCUUUUUUUUUUUUAACUUGCAGGAAUUAUUCAAAUUCAUGUUAAUAAUUCUUUAAAAAUUUAUUAUGCACUAAAUGUUCAAAUAUGUUUUUCAAAAUGCUGAUAACUAUUACACUUAUAUUUAAAAAGUUAGUUUUAUGUUUUGUACAUUUUUUUUAAAGAUGCACUAGAAAAAAAAAAUUGAUCCUUACUUUACCUGAAGUUUUAAUAAUUUUUUUUACUCUUUUCAUCAUCAGAAAUGCAAUUAAUGAUGAUGAAAUCCGUUGAAGAUAUGAAGAACAUGGUAACAGAUGCAGUUAUUGGGAAUAUUGAAAAAUGUAAAUACAAAAUGCAAAAAAAAUUAUUUUUCUUCUUACUUUUUAGCAGGUUAUGUGAUGUUUACUUCCAUCAAAAAAUAAAUACAAAUAUAGUGUACAAUUAUCCAUGUAUCACCUGAUUCAUGAUUGGUUACAAAGAGUGUUAAAAUUUGCUUGUUUAUGUCAACACUGGUUGAAACCAACAUGUUAAAUAUGUAAGCUUUUAUUUUUUAGGUUGGAGUUAAGAAGGGAUUUAAAUAAUUUUCUAAUUAUUCUUUUGUGUUGACCUAAUCUUUUAGCUCCUGUGACUCUCAAACCUGUAAUGGUUAUCAGGUUUGAUCAAGUAAUUUUGCCCUUGCUAGAAAGAGAAGGAAGAAAAAUGUAAGUUAACAAUAUUCUUAAGCUAAAAAUUUUGAUGCUUUUUAAAAAGAAUAUUAUUUGUUACUCAAUUGAAAAAUUAUUUAGAUUUGCAUUUUUUCCCUUGUUCUUAUUAUUUGAUAAAAAAAAAAGAGUCCCAUUUGAUUUGGGCUGUUGAAAAAAAAUAAGGUUUGUGCACAGGUUUUUUUUUUUUUUAAAUGCAUUGGGGAGUAAUUUACUUAGGUUUUUACCCAAUAAUAUUUUAUUGUUUUUUACUUUUUGACGGUUUUUUUCAUUUUAAUUAAAUUAUUUAGAUUUGCAUUUUUUCCCUUGUUCUUAUUAUUUGAUAAAAAAAAAAGAGUCCCAUUUGAUUUGGGCUGUUGAAAAAAAAUAAGGUUUGUGCACAGGUUUUUUUUUUUUUUUUAAAUGCAUUGGGGAGUAAUUUACUUAGGUUUUCACCCAAUAAUAUUUGAGUGAUCUUUACUUUGAGACAGUUAUUAUCAUUUUAAUAUAGUAAGUCUGUUACAAUUAAUCUCCCUUUGUUUUAUUUUCCUUAAUGCAGACGACCAAGUUUAAAUUCUAAAAUAUUAAUUGAUUUGAUGAAACUAUGAUGUCUUGAGUCAUUUUUUUUUCACUUAUAGUGAUCCCAAUGAGAAUUUCUUAUCCGAUGUAUUCUCUUACCUGCCACUGAAUCGAGUCUCUGGAAAUUAUGUUAUUAACAUGACACACAGGCAACUGAAUGUGGUGAGUUCCUUUGAGUUGUAAAAUUAUAAUUGACAUAUUCGAUAGGCUGUAAUAUAGAGUACAUCGGAAUUAAAUAUAAUAUAUCCCUGUAGCUGCAUUAUUGAAGAUGAUUUAAUGGUAUGUAGUUUAACUGUUUCUUUGUUAAGGAGAAUGUAUUGCUUUUUAAAACUUUUUUAUAAACUUCUAUACCUUCUAUUUUAAUUUGUUUUUUAUAAGUCAAACUUAAGUUAUUUGUAAAAAAAAAAAAAAAAAAAGAUCAUCAUAUAUAGACUAAUAUAAUAUUUUUAUAUUUUUAAUAUCUGUUUUGAGAAUUCAUUAUUGUAAUUUUUUUAUAUCUUGUCAGCACUAUUCAAAGAAUACAACCUUUUGUUUUUCAUGGCAACUUAGCAAAUCGUAAGUACUUUUAAAUUCUUUGUGUAAAUUAUUUUUAAUUAAUAAUUUUAAGCAACGAUUGUCUUUGACAGCACUAUUAAUUGUUUUUAAGUUCCUGAUUUCUGUAUUGCAGAGAGUCACCUACAGGACAAUGGUUCAAGACAACCUGUGCUUUAUUGGAUUCAUCAGCUAAUUACACCAGAUGCCUUUGUCCAUUGCCUGGUCACUUCACUGUUGUAUCAAUACCAGCUUCUCAAGUAGUCAGUAUUUAUUAUUUAGUUGAUACUGAAUAAAAAAACAAGAAAUAAUACAUUGAAACUCAAGAUUUACAGAACACUAAAUCAAGAUUUUAAUUAAUGCUAUUUCUUUUAAAUGAUUUAUGGACUGUUAUUCAUAAAAAAAUUUUUUAAAACAAAACAAUUUUAUCAUGUGUUAAAAAUAUAGAUUCUGUUCUAUUAUCUGAUUGAAAGUUCUUUAAGCCAGUGGAGUUUUGUAAUUAUGAACCCUUACAAGAAUAUAAAGGGAUAUCAUUUAGCUAUGUGUAAAAAUUAAAAUAAUUUACAUAAAAAAUUAAAUAAUGUCACAAGUUGAAAGAUGGGAAUUAUCAUUUCAGCUCAUUCUAGAGCUCAAUAAUAAAUGUUGAUAAGGGAUUUAUCUUGAAAUUUUCAGUCUUAAAUGCUGCUUAUUUUAAAUACUGCUUUAAGUUUUAUGAAAUCAGAUGGCACUGUUUUCUCUUCUUAGGAAUUUGUGACAGAGGACCCACAGUCUCAUCUAGUAUUAUUCAUGUCAUGCAUUUUGUCCAUCACAUGCCUGCUCAUUGUUAUUGUGAUAUAUCUGAGAGCUUGGAGGUAGGCCCCUGUAGUAAACAUAAUGAAAGCAAGUUUAAAUUUAUUUAUAUUAUCUGAAACUCAAACCAGAUUAAUUAAAUUUUUUUUCAAGCAUCAUAAAAAAAGGCUAAUUUCUUCAUAUACUUGGAGGGCAUCCUUAAAUGACUUCAAACAUCUAAGGGGCAGGCAAGGGUAAUGAAUUUGUGAUAUGUUGUGUGUCUAAAUGCUUCUUAAAAUACGGGAUUUUUUGGAUGUAAAAAAUCUGCUGAAAUUGCAUGAUGUCUGAUAUAGAUGCCACCUUGUUGAUAAAUUGUCCUAGUUUUUAAAUUCUAAUUUUGCUUCGUAAUUUACUUUUUAGCUUCCUCUGGGAUGUAAAGAACAAUAUUCACUUUAACUUCACUCUGUCCAUUACCGGCAUCAAUGUUGUGUGCCUUCUAUGCCUGGCUCACCCAAAGAAUGAGGUAGACUAUUACAUUUCAUUUAUUUCUUAAGAUGUCUUAUAGUUUAUAAAUUUUUGCAACUGUAUUUAUUGUUGCCAAGAAAUAGAUGGAGAAUCAGUAGGCCGCUGAAAGUUUUAUGACAGUAAGUAUAACUGUAAUGUAAGAUUAGCCCAUAAACUCUGAUACCAGUAUCAUAUUUAUUGAUUUUAUACUAUGACCUCUUCCAAUGGAUGUAUUUUUCUUUCACCAGCUGAUGUGCCUGUCUGGGAAGAUAUUUCUCCAGUUAUUUACACUUUCAGCAUUCACAUUCCUUCUUCUGGAUGCCAUCAAAAUUUUCACAGACAUUCAUUCGCGGUCUCAGGCACGAACUUUAGUCAGAACACUUAAAUUUGUUAUGACAGGAUGGGGUACGGAAACUGUUUAUAUUUCAUAA
Messenger RNA from Lymnaea stagnalis (great pond snail), 6522 nucleotides. The record is from the annotation of a GenBank genome assembly. Lineage: Eukaryota; Metazoa; Mollusca; Gastropoda; Lymnaeidae.